CUUCUUGAUUCAAUAUCAUUGUCUUGAUUUUGUUAACAAACUUCCUCUCCUUUUGGUGUUUGCUGAUCAACAUUUCUUUAAUUUGUUAAUAGAUACAUUUAACCUAAUUAACAUGACUCUUUCGGAAAGUAAUAACGAAUUCAAGUUGACUUCACCUCCAGAAGAUUGUAUUCAAAGUGUUAAAUUUGGAUUGAAUAGUUCACAGUUUUUACUCGCUGCUUCUUGGGAUACAACUGUUCGUUUAUAUGAUAUUUCUGUCAACAAAUUGAAAACCCAGUAUAAACAUAAUUCACCGGUUCUUGAUUGUGCGUUUCAGGAUUCAAAUCAUGCCUGGAGUGGAGGGUUAGACCAGCAAGUGAAAAUUUUUGAUUUUGUCUCUGGCAAGGAAACAAUUGCUGGUACUCAUAAUGGAGCAAUUAGAUGUGUUGAAUAUGCACCAGAGAUAAAUGUUGUCAUUACUGGAGGUUGGGAUGCUUGUAUCAAAUUGUGGGAUCCAAGAGCACCCGCGCCAUCGGGAUCUUUUGCUCAACCUGAAAAAAUCUACACAAUGAAUAUAUGUGGUGAAACACUUGUGGUUGGAACUGCUGGUCGCCGUGUUCUUGUUUGGGAUCUAAGGAACAUGUCUUAUGUACAACAAAGACGGGAAUCUUCUUUGAAAUAUCAGACAAGAUACAUCAAGUGUUUCCCUAAUAAACAGGGUUACGUUCUCAGUUCUAUAGAAGGCAGAGUAUCUGUUGAAUAUUUUGAUCCUGCACCCGAGGUUCAAAAGAAAAAGUAUGCCUUCAAGUGUCAUCGGAACAAAGAUACAGGAACAGGAAUUGAGAAUAUUUACCCUGUCAAUGCAAUCUCGUUCCACAAAGUGUAUAAUACUUUUGCUACCGGUGGCUCUGAUGGUUAUGUCAACAUAUGGGAUGGUUUCAAUAAGAAGAGACUUUGCCAAUUCCAUAAAUAUCCAACCAGCAUAAGUUCACUCGCUUUUUCACCUGAUAACAAUUAUCUAGCUAUUGCAUCUUCUUUCCUUUUCGAGACGAACCAAUCCCAAGAUAUCCCUGAGGAUAGUAUCAUCAUUCGUAGGGUAACAGAUCAUGAAACUAAGCCAAAGUGAGGGAUAAUUUAUCCAAACCAUUUUUCUAAUUUUCUCUGUCAACCAAUGUUUUCAUCCAAUCAAUGUCUUCUCUUGCUUUUAAUCUGGACUUUUCAUCUUCCAGAAAACUUGAGGUUUUUUUAUAAAAAAAUCUUGCCAUUGCACUUUGCAUAAAUUAUGUAUUCUAUUGUUUUUUUUUGCACAAAUCCAAAAUAUUUGAUCUUUAUUAAUA
Molecule: messenger RNA, 1316 nt
Organism: Tetranychus urticae (two-spotted spider mite)
Lineage: Eukaryota; Metazoa; Arthropoda; Arachnida; Trombidiformes; Tetranychidae
Gene: Bub3
Product: mitotic checkpoint protein Bub3
Molecular function (GO): protein binding
Source: RefSeq, a predicted model, not a curated record